This is a messenger RNA of Cajanus cajan (pigeon pea), 1745 nucleotides long. Its product is annotated as E3 ubiquitin-protein ligase RHF2A. Lineage: Eukaryota; Viridiplantae; Streptophyta; Magnoliopsida; Fabales; Fabaceae. The record is from RefSeq and is a predicted model, not a curated record. Gene Ontology annotation, molecular function: ubiquitin-protein transferase activity.
GCGGAGAAAGCCUGAAAAGCGAGCCUUAUAUUCGUAGCUGUGGGACCUCUUUUCCAAUACACGCACAAUUUUUUUGGUUAAGAAACCCACCAAACAUCCAACAAGGGCUUGUUUUUCUCUUCAUUGGGGCUCCCUUCGCUUCUUGAGCCCCUUUUUCUUUUCUGGGCCCUUACCGAUUCUCAAUGGAGGUUCCAGGAAUGGAAGGCAAGACCGAAAGUCAUAUGACAUCGGCAGCAGCCUUUGUGGAAGGAGGUAUUCAAGAAGCCUGUGAUGAUGCUUGCAGCAUAUGUCUUGAGGAUUUUUGCAAAAGUGAUCCUGCAACUGUCACUAAUUGCAGGCAUGACUUCCACCUGCAGUGCAUUCUUGAAUGGUGUCAGAGAAGCUCCCAAUGCCCUAUGUGUUGGCAGCCUAUCAGCUUGAAGGAUGCUACCAGUCAAGAGUUGCUUGAGGCAGUAGAGCUGGAGAGGAGCUUGAGGGAUACCCCAUCAAGAAAUGCUGCGAUUUUUCGUCAUCCGACACUUGGUGAUUUGCAAUUGCAGCAUUUACCCAUGGGUGCGAAUGAGUCUGAUAUUGAAGAGAGAAUAAUUCAACAUAUAGCUGCUGCAGCAGCAAUGAGGAGAGCACACCACCUCGGCCGGAGGGAAGGCCAAAGAACUAGGUCAUCAGCUCAUGGCCGUCCAAAUGUCGUGGUAUACUCAACUCAGCCUGGUGCACCUCCAUCAACUGCUGAAGGGGGAAGUGAACCAGCUGCAAUUCCUGUAGGAAGUCCAUCUACCCCACUUACAUUUGGUGGAAAUGAGCAAUCAUCACCACCACAGCACAUCCCUCAAUUUCAUACUCGGAGUACUUCUUUACCUCCUGGCACUACUGUCACAGCAACCAAUCUUCAAGGAAUUCACUCUAAUGAUAGAAGGUUUGCCUCUCAUUCCUUGCCUGCAAACCAAGAUAGAGCACAGCCAUCAGAACAAUCGUUCUCCGAUUCUCUGCGUUCCAGAUUUAAUGCAGUAUCCAUGAGAUACAAAGAAUCAAUUUCGAAGGGCACUAGGGGAUGGAAGGAGAGGUUGUUCUCUCCUAAUUCUUCCAUGUCAGAACUUGGAUCAGAAGUUAGGAGAGAAUUGAAUGCCAAAAUCGCUAGUGUGUCCCGAUUGAUGGAGCGCCUUGAAACAGGAGAAAGUAAUAGGGCUGCAGGCACUUCUUUAUCAAAUCACUUGGCGAAUCGUUCCAAUGCAGAGACAAGCAACAACCAAAACAAUGUGGAAGCUCGUGGAGAGAACUCUCUGCGUGACAAUAAUACUCCAGCAUGUUCUGCUAACUCAAAUUCAAACUGAGCUCUAGUUUGCUUCUGUGAAUGCAUCUUUCCUCAGCAUAUCAUGUUUGAAGGCUAACUGUUUGCUCAGACAUGACAUGAUGAGGAAUAUAUGCUCAUGGCAGUUGUUGGAUUUCAAUAAAAAAUUUAGGAUUUGAGACACCUGUGCCUUUAACUCUGUAUAUAAUAUAUGCCGGGAACUGUAGGGAGUAAGUAUUUAAGGUGUAAUCUAAGGGAGAAUGUUUUCUGAAUUCCCCACCUGAUUUGUGUCCAUAAUAUGUCCUUAUGAUUACAUUUUAGAGUCAAAGGACAUAUAGAUCAAGGUGGCAAUUGGAGUUCUUGGCGUUUCUGCUGCACUUCAACCUUGAUUAAACUAAACCUUUGUUUUUAAAUUCACAUUAGGGAAUAUGAGAAGCUAUCUUUCGGUUUGAAAUUAAAA